Messenger RNA from Pezoporus flaviventris, 1864 nucleotides. It is a transcript of the gene FOXE1, whose product is annotated as forkhead box E1. The record is from RefSeq and is a predicted model, not a curated record. NCBI's taxonomy places the organism in Eukaryota, Metazoa, Chordata, Aves, Psittaciformes, Psittacidae. Gene Ontology annotation, molecular function: DNA-binding transcription factor activity, RNA polymerase II-specific; RNA polymerase II cis-regulatory region sequence-specific DNA binding. The transcript has a single exon. Gene Ontology annotation, biological process: anatomical structure morphogenesis; cell differentiation; regulation of transcription by RNA polymerase II. The coding region runs from base 1 to 891 and encodes 296 amino acids.
AUGACCGCCGAGAGCCGGCUGCCGCCUGGCCCCCCGCCGCUGCCGCCGCUGCCCCCGCCGCUGAAGGCGGACGCUGCGCCGCCGGGGCAGGAGGCGGCGGCGGAGUUAGGGGCGCGGGGCGGCCGACGGCGGCGCAAGCGCCCUGCGGAGCGGGGCAAACCGCCCUACAGCUACAUCGCCCUCAUCGCUAUGGCCAUCGGGCAAGCGCCCGAGCGGCGACUGACGCUGGGAGGCAUCUACCGCUUCAUCACCGAGCGCUUCCCUUUCUACCGCGACAGCCCCCGCAAGUGGCAGAACAGCAUCCGUCACAACCUCACCCUCAACGACUGCUUCGUCAAGGUGCCACGGGAGCCCGGCCGCCCUGGCAAGGGCAACUACUGGACGCUGGACCCUCACGCCCGCGACAUGUUCGAGAGCGGCUCCUUCCUCCGUCGCAGGAAGCGCUUCAAGCGCAGCGAUCUCUCCACCUACCCGGCCUUCCUCGCCGAGCGCCCCGACGAGCCCUGCCGCCUCUUCCCUCUGCCCGCCCCGCCGCCCACCGCCGACCUGCCGCCGGCACCCGCCGCUGCCUCCUGUUCCUUCGCCGCCGCCGCCUUUGCAUUCCCCGCGCAGAGCUGCGCCUCCGCCCUGCCGCACGGAUACGCACCGCUGCCCCCCGGCCCCGCGCCCUAUGCGCCGGGAGGCCCCGGCCAGGUGUACGCGCCGUCGGGGCGCAUCGUGCUGCCCGCCUCGCCGCCAGCCCCCGCUGGGCUCUACGGCCGCCGCUCUCCCGUGCCGUACCCGCCGCUGCCACACGUCUACGGAACAGGCGGACAGCUGGGCGCCGCCGAUCCCGGGCCGCUGCACGGAGCCUACCCCGGCGGCCACGACAGGUUCGUCCCGCCGCUCUGACGCAGCGCCGGAGAGGCCGGGCGGCCCGACAGCGGGGACCGGAGCCCAGCAGAGAGCCGGUUGCGGGGUUCGCCCGGCGCUGCUGGACCGCGGCCGUCCGGGAAGAUGCUGGAGGACUUUGUUCUGCGGCUCUGCGUCAUGCCACCUGCCCCAGACUCCCGGCGAGGAGCGCUACCGCCAGCUGUGCGGACCUGCGGGACCCUGCUCAGCCCUGUCUGCUCUCUCUAGAGAAGCCCUAGGGGCUCCCAAGUGCCUGGAUGGGGCAAACAGCCCUUUCCUUUUCUACUGCCUUUUCUGGGACAGGUGCCCACUGCUUCCUGACAGGUGCUCAUCCUUCCAGCCCACUCAGCUGGGCUCCCUAGUCUGUCCAAGAAGAUCUCACUUCUAACAAUCUCCUCGCUGUUAAUGAUUUUAUUUACAGAACUAAAUGUCUGCUGUGGUGGGGGACGAGGGAGGCAGAAGGAAGCAUUUUGCAGCCUCGCAUAGCCAGAGUUGUAAAAGCGGGACGUGUGACACUAACGUGGUGGUUUGUCCCUGAUGGUGCGCAGGGCUAUUGUGGUAAUGCCGGGCUUUGCACCAACAACCAACAGGACCAGGGCUGGGAAAGAUUUGGGUGCUGGGAUUGCAGCCAAACACAGGAAGUAAAAUCCUGACGGGAGUCAUGCUCUGUGCUUCAGUGGUGGGACAAUGUGGGAUUGGAAGUAUAAACACUUUUACCAUGAGCACGUUCAGCCGCUGGAAGAGGGACCCAGUGAGGUCCUGGGCUCUCUGUCCUUCAGGGUCUUCCCAACUUGAUUGCACAGAGCCUGAGCGACCUGACCUGUCUUUGGGUGGGAUCCAGCAUUGAACUUGGAACUGCUUUGAGUGGAGACCUGGUCCAGAGAUCUGUGGAGGUCCAUAUAUCCCAAAUUACUUUGAUCUUAAGGUCAGCCUAGCUCUGUCUGUAACCUAGAGAAAUCAGCACCCGGGGGAA